CUAUCACACGAGUUAAGUUAUUUAGCUUGUUUUUUCGCCGCAUGGUGCGCCACAAAGCUCUCCUCGCCAUUCGGCCAAAUGUGCGCAAAAACAGUGUUGCCCGUCCUGUUUUAAGUCCAUGUCUAAAAAAGCACACCGUCAUCGCUGCCCUCGCUCAUUCCCUGAAAAAUGCUACGUAAUAUGGAGCCAGUGUGCCUUCUUUCUGGUGUUGGUUCCGUCGCGAGGUCAAUGGGUGGUGUCAGGUGCUGGUGUCCUGGUUGCUGACUGUCUGUGUCUUCUUCCGGAGACGCGGCACCGGUUGCGACUGUGCGGGUACCUCAAGUUUUCGCGGCGCACGACUGUGCGCAGGGAGAGAAAUCGAGUGUGCGCAUGAACUGUGAGCAACCGCUCCUGUCUCCUAAUUCCUUGCCCGCGUCGUUCUGAAUCUCAGCGUCGUAGACCUUCGUGUUUCAUAGUUCCGUCUAACCACGUGUUCCUGUGAGAUUCGUCUGCCAUCGAUGAGGCCGCAUUUCCCACGUGCGAAUCCGUCGAAACCAGUUAUCGAGUUCCGUCUCCGACAAGACCUGCAUGCCUUGCCAGUCCCGCCAUCUGCUCCAUUCUGGUCAUCAUCCAAAAGUAUCUUUCUGAUGUAACCUCCCCUCGGAUGCAGCGUAGUUGUCUACAAAUUUCUGGGUGUUCGGCGUUGUACUUGCCAAUGGCGUGGCCACGGGGCCUCAGCGGCCCACCCCGUGGCAGAAGUCGGCGCUUAACUCCCCGCGGGCGUCUGCUCUUUCUACGGGGUGCCCUCCUCGUUGCCUUGGUCCAGCAGACGGUGGGUCACACCAUCGAACUCUCCACACAGGCAACUUCAGUCUUCGGGUUCAUCCCUUCUGGCAUUCCAGCUGGUCACCGGUCGUCGAUCAAGGCGCGGUUCUGCUCUUCUGUUGGUCGCGCUUCUCCGCUCCGCACCGUCACUUGCUCGAAGCCGCAAACCGCUUCGUGGUACAACAAUCUUCUCUAUCGCUUCAACUUGCCUCAUGUGGUCGAGGAACCAAGCAGAUCCACGGAGCUGCGCAUGGCCGAGGACGGUCUCGUGCUGAAUUCAGAAGACUACACUGAAAAGGCUUGGGAGGCGAUGGGCGCUCUAGGCGAACUCGCGGACAAACUCGAGUCUGGAUACGUUGAGGCGGAAAUGCUCCUCAAAGCUCUCUUGGAUGACGGACCGGAUGGUCUCGCGACACAAAUCUUUUCGAAAGCCGGAGCAGAUGUACCCAAAAUGCAGGAAGAACUCAACCGCCACCUGAAGACGCAGCCGCGAAUGACAAUGGGUUUUUCUGACCAGAAAGUUCUCGGUCGAGGACUGCAAAACGUCCUCACUGCUGCCCAGCGGUACAAACGCGAGUUCAAGGACCAGUACUUGAGCGUGGAACAUCUCGUCUUGGCUCUCGCAGCCGAGGACACCAAAUUCACCAGGCCUUUUCUCACUCGGGGAAACGUCUCCUUCAACAAGCUGCGGAGUGCUGUCGAAGACAUUCGCGGCAAGAAGAAGGUCACGUCGAAGAACCCCGAACUCGCCUACCAGGCUCUGGAGCGCUACUCGCGGGACCUGACGGCGGCGGCGCGUGCGGGGAAGCUCGAUCCGGUCAUUGGACGCGACGACGAGAUUCGCCGCACCAUUCAGAUUCUUUCUCGACGAACGAAAAACAAUCCAGUUCUCCUCGGAGACCCCGGUGUGGGGAAAACAGCCAUCGUGGAGGGGCUUGCCCAACGGAUCAUUUCUGGAGAUGUCCCCGACUCGCUCAAGGGGCGCCGCGUGAUCUCCCUGGACAUGGCGGCGCUCAUUGCAGGCGCAAAAUAUCGCGGGGAAUUCGAAGAACGACUCAAAGCAGUGCUCAAGGAGGUGCAGGACGCAGAGGGAGACGUUGUCAUGUUCAUCGACGAAAUUCACACAGUCGUGGGCGCCGGCGCUGGAGGCGAAGGCGGCGCGAUGGAUGCAGGCAACAUGCUCAAGCCCAUGCUAGCUCGAGGAGAAUUUCGGUGUAUUGGAGCGACGACCACCAACGAGUACCGCCAGUACAUUGAGAAGGACAAGGCACUGGAGCGGCGGUUUCAGAAAGUGCUGGUUGAGGAGCCGCAAGUCAGCGAGACCAUCAGCAUUCUCAGAGGCUUGAAAGAUCGGUACGAGGUGCACCACGGUGUCCGGAUCCUCGACUCAGCUCUAGUGGAAGCUGCAAAUCUCGCUCAUCGCUACAUCAGCGACCGAUUCUUGCCUGAUAAGGCGAUAGAUCUCGUCGACGAAGCAGCCGCUCGACUGAAAAUUCAAGUUUCUAGCAAACCGAUCCAGUUGGACGAAAUCGACCGACGUCUGCUGCAGCUGGAAAUGGAGAAAAUUUCGAUUCAGGGCGACGGUCGAGAACGCAUGCUGGAGGAGCAGGAGAAGUGGCGACUGCGCAGUGUUGAAAGUCAGAUCGAACGCCUGAAGGCUGACCAGGGCAAGUUGACUGAAGAGUGGACAAAAGAAAAGUCUCAAGUCGAUGCGAUUCGCGCAUUCAAGGAACGCAUAGACGUUGUCAAGGUGGAAGUCGAGAAAGCGGAACGCGAUUUCGACCUAAACAGAGCUGCCGAACUGCGAUUCGAGACCCUCCCCGAUCUGGAACGACAACUGAAGGAAGCGGAAGAGCAGUACAAGGAAUCGACUGCGGGAGGCAAGCGAAUGCUACGAGACGAAGUCACAGUCGACGACAUUGCCACCGUGGUUGCGAUGUGGACAGGCAUCCCCGUAACGCGGCUGAAGCAGAGUGAAAAAGAAAAGCUGCUCAACCUGGAAAAAGACCUGCACCGUCGAGUCGUCGGACAGGAUCAUGCGGUACAGGUGGUCGCCGAAGCAAUCCAGCGUUCUCGUGCAGGACUCAACGAUCCGAACCGACCGAUCGCCAGUUUGUUCUUCCUCGGACCCACGGGCGUUGGGAAGACCGAACUGUGCCGAAGCUUGGCGGAACUCAUGUUCGAUUCGGAGGACGCAAUGGUGAAAAUCGAUAUGAGCGAAUACAUGGAGAAACACACCAUUUCACGGCUGUUGGGCGCCCCUCCCGGCUACGUCGGCUACGAGCAGGGAGGCCAACUCACGGAUGAAGUGCGGAAGAAACCGUACUCAGUGAUUCUUUUCGACGAGAUGGAGAAGGCGCACCCAGAUGUCUUCAACGUCUUGCUGCAGAUUCUGGACGACGGCCGAGUGACAGACGGCAAGGGAAAUGUCGUCAAUUUCCGGAACUGCAUCGUUAUCUUCACAUCUAAUCUUGGCUCUCAGCACAUCCUCGAAAUGGCACGCGAUCCGGCGCGCAAACAGGAAAUGAAAACCAAGGUGAUGCAGACUGUACGAGAAACCCUGAGGCCAGAGUUCUUCAAUCGCAUCGACGAAUUCGUGAUCUUUGACUCACUUAGCAAGAAAGAACUGAAGAGCAUUGUCGGACUGGAAAUGGCGAAUGUUGCCGAUCGGCUGCUGGAGAGGAAGGUGAAACUGAAGGUGGAGGACUCUGCCUUGGCAUACCUUGCUGACGUGGGGUACGAUCCAGCGUAUGGGGCCCGGCCACUGAAACGGUUGAUCCAGCGCGAGGUCGAAACGCCAAUUGCCCAGAACAUGCUGAAGGGCGUGGUGAAUGAAAACGAUGUCGUGGCUAUCGCUGCGGAGGGCGGCAGGCUGAAGUUUUCUUUUUCUUCCUCAAACAAGUCUUAAUAUGCCGUCAGGACCACAGCCUUAGGGCUAUGUACAUCGUGUGACAGGUUGUGUGGGAAGCUCACGACGUCUGUGUAGAAACAUGAGCCGGCUGUCAAAGGGAACUACGUGUUUUGCCGAUGCUGUUUUUGCGUGUUAAUCUCUUCUGCUUAGUGCGAGGCUGGGAUGGAGAACCGGGCUGUUCAACAGCGCCACUUACUGCCCUCACUGUAACGUCAGGCGCAGCCGCACGUCAGAAGGGUCAUGGAUGGAGAGAGGGGUGAGUGGGCAGAGUUAUACGUCUGCGUGUGGAAGCCGUCCGGUUUUGCAAACAUUUUUCGAAAAGCCUGCUGCAGUGGAGGGCCAGCGCCUUUUGGUCGAGUAAUUUUGCAUAUUUGUUGCUUUUUCUGGCUACUGAGUUUAUAUUGGGGAUCACUUGUGAGGCUAGCAAUAGCUUCAAAACCAAAUGAUUUACGGCGAACAUCUUUCAAGAAUCAGGGCGUCCCAGAUUCUGAUAGAAUAACUCUCUAUUCCGGUCUUCUUAUGAUACUUGUCCGUAUAUUGAGUACAAACUGCUGCCUUUCGAUUUUGUCUAGCAAAUCUGGCUAUGUUAGUAUCUUUGCCGUCGCUUGUCUCAAUGUCGGUUCUGUAGUUUCCGCUUGCGAUUGUUGGCCUGCGUGCGGCAUUUCUUUUUCUUUCAACUGCAGUUCAAAGCAGCCUUAGUAAGUGUUUUCAGAGACAUCAAUGUAUACAGAGUCAGUGAACCCGCAAACGGGCCAGAACCGUGUUUUUCUCUUUGGUGGAUGUGAGAUUCCUGG
Toxoplasma gondii ME49 is the source of this 4509-nucleotide messenger RNA. Its product is annotated as ClpB, putative. Lineage: Eukaryota; Apicomplexa; Conoidasida; Eucoccidiorida; Sarcocystidae. Gene Ontology annotation, biological process: cellular response to heat; protein refolding. Gene Ontology annotation, cellular component: cytoplasm. The record is from RefSeq and is a predicted model, not a curated record. The transcript is spliced from 17 exons. Gene Ontology annotation, molecular function: ATP binding; ATP hydrolysis activity. Bases 644 to 3712 code for a protein of 1022 amino acids.